CCCAUUUCCAGUACCCCGCGCCACGCCGAGAUUGAGCUUCAGCCACCGAGAACUUCCCAAAGACAAUGUAGCAAGGGGCCUCGUCAGUCUUGACUUGCUAUUGCCAUCCUCGCGUUUUUCCCAUCGAUAUGGUGAAGAUAUCAAUCAUUCAUCCGCGAGACCUGCCUACGGUCUUCCCUGACAGAUGGAGCAUCACGAAUCCCCAGGCGAAUCAUCAAUCACGCCACGAUUCGGUCGCAAUGGACCUCGCUCCCGGCAUGGCUGCAUGACAUGUCGCACGCGCAAGGUCAAAUGCGACGAACGGCGACCCCUUUGCGCGAGAUGUGCCAAAAUAAAGAUCAAGUGCGAAUGGGAUCAACCCAAACGCAUUCGCCCGGCAUCCGUGCAGUUGACGACCAGAGACAGUUCGCUCAUCGAAGAAGAUGUCACCAACAUCAAUCAAGUCAUGGACGUGUCAGCGAGAGCAGGCGAACGAUCGACAACGGCAUCCAGCCUAUCACCCACUGUUGAUGGCAUAGCACAAUGGCUGGCUCAACUUGGCCGAAACAGUCCGGUAACGACACCACUUCGGCCAACAUUAUCUACGAGCCACCUGCCCUUGAGCAACUCCUUGGUUCUGGAUCAGCAAGCUUGGGAAUGCUUCAACUACAUGCCCAGCUCAGUACUAGUACGUAACUUCGGAAAGCCGUGGACGUGGAGUAUGCUCGCCUACAUCCAUUCGAAUAUUGCCACCUGGGAACCUGGAGUCAUGCGAGCCUUUAUUGCGGUGGCGUCAACAGAAAGGGUGUGUCUCCAGCCCGAAGACAACGAAACGCUUGCGAGAACCCGAAGGCUCCGACAAUUAGGCAUGACGCAGUACCGUCUCGCGCUCAAGGACCUUUCUUCGAUCAUUGAUAGAGCAGCCAGAGACGACCGAAGCCCUGCGGACCUGGAUGCCUUGUUUGCCACCUGGUUUUUGAUCUUGGCUUUUGAAAGUUCUCAUACAGAUCUAUACUCGGUGUCGCAUGUGCACCUCAAUGGGAUACGCUCCUUCUUGUCCAAAGCUUUCGGUAGCAAUGGCGCUACCGGGCUGGAGCCGCAACUGCCGCCCGCCUCACAGCAGCUCCUGCUGUUUCUAUUCUUUCAUGAUACCAAUCUCAUCCCGAGAAAUGCUCAUGCAGGGCAAUUAUCCCGUGAUAUGCAAUCCGCGCCAGCGGGCUCCUCAAUUUCGGCCGACCGCUUAUUUGAAGAUGCGAGAGUGUGCCUACCCAAGAUCUACGGGUCCACAUAUCCAGUCCAGGAGUUUAUGGACGACAUAGAGAACUACCGAGCCCUCAGCCUGCUUCAUAGAAGCUCAAAGAUCAAGCUCGACGUCCUGAGGUUCGGAAUGACUUCAGCGGAAACAUCGAUCGACCGGAGAAUGCUGAGACUACUGGGAGACCAGAUUCAAAGCGUGGGUCAGGAAUUCUGCGACCUGAUCGCCAUGGCACGGGUGAUCCAGAGUUCCGGCGGCCGACGGGUUAUUUUCAGUAUCUUUCACGCGGUCCUUGAGUAUCAUGCCGUCAAAGUACUUUAUUGCUGCCUCAUCGAGCCCUUUUCCCGUCGCCGACCGUACUUCUCAGACAUCCUCGCUGGCAGAAGACAUCUGGACGACACUGUUCGAGAAGAAGUGUUCACUGAUCCAGAUAGUGGUGGUUUGUCUGCUUCUACGGCUGGCCUGCUCGACGCUACUUUGGCUGACCUUCUGGACAUCGCACACAAGUCAUUGGCUGAGGAUCCGUCCCUCGUCUACAGGUACACCGGGCCACUGUCAGUGGCAUUACUCACGACCAAAGACGCCAUUCAUCGUGAAUGGAUCCGCAGCCAUCUUCUGCGCGCUCAGGCUCUUUUCCCUGACCCGGGAGGUCUGCCACCACGAUUACUCGAGGGAGGGCAGAAUCAUGAAUUGGCCAUGCCCAUGUCUGCAAGUAUAGAUUUCGCUAAGAACUGGUCAAAUGCUUUCGACAUAUCCGGCCCGAUUGCAUCAGCUUACUCGGUCGGCUGACAAAGACUAGCCUCAUUAAACAUGUAUCGAUCUUGGACCAAGCGGCCAUAUACGACGGAAAGUCAUCUACAUCCCUCUACUGAAAGGCUUCCCGAACCACACGGUACAUGGCAGCAAUCAAAUCCAGGGUCAGGCAGGAUCGAUCGACCAUGCACAAUUAGAGACAGUACAAGGGUCUGAGCACCCUUCAGACCUCGGCUGGCUUGACACGCCUAUCUUCGGUUUUGACUUGGCC
This is a messenger RNA of Exophiala viscosa, 2258 nucleotides long. RefSeq lists its product as uncharacterized. Gene Ontology annotation, molecular function: DNA-binding transcription factor activity, RNA polymerase II-specific; transcription cis-regulatory region binding; zinc ion binding. The transcript has 3 exons. Bases 185 to 2023 code for a protein of 612 amino acids. Gene Ontology annotation, cellular component: nucleus. Lineage: Eukaryota; Fungi; Ascomycota; Eurotiomycetes; Chaetothyriales; Herpotrichiellaceae. The record is from RefSeq and is a predicted model, not a curated record. Gene Ontology annotation, biological process: positive regulation of transcription by RNA polymerase II.